This is a messenger RNA of Anastrepha obliqua, 2495 nucleotides long. It is a transcript of the gene Sk2, whose product is annotated as sphingosine kinase 1. Bases 517 to 2337 code for a protein of 606 amino acids. Gene Ontology annotation, cellular component: cytoplasm; intracellular membrane-bounded organelle; membrane. NCBI's taxonomy places the organism in Eukaryota, Metazoa, Arthropoda, Insecta, Diptera, Tephritidae. The record is from RefSeq and is a predicted model, not a curated record. The transcript has 5 exons. Gene Ontology annotation, biological process: sphingosine biosynthetic process.
AUUUUUUAGAGAAAACGAACAGAGAACUUUCAUACAUACAUACACGGAUUGUAUAUCAACUGAUUCUACUGGUCCAGCUGCGAUUCUAUUCUAAAUUAGUAAAAAUAAAUUAGGCAGGUUCAAUAGAAAAAUGGUGAUUGGCAAAUAACACAAAUAUAAAAAUUAAACGCUGUGAACCAUAAAGCGAUGCUUGUGAAAUAAAUAUCAAAUAUACACUUUUUUUAACGAUUUCCGUUUUGGAUUGCGUUUUGUCACCUACACUUCCGCUGUGGAUAUGCAAAGCUAGUGUAUAAUCUCUUCCAAUCUAAAAUGAAAGUAACAACGAUGCUGCACAACAAUUCAAUUUUAGAAAAAUAAGAAAUAUAUGCUGUUGAUACAAGUUGUUAAUGAAAAUGGUACGCUGCAUGGCUGGAAUGUCAAAAUACAUACAAAUAUACUUGCAACUCAACAAAGGAGUUGCAUUUGCAUGCAAAUAGGUGUUACCUUGCUGCACCUUUCUGAAACAUCUACAUCAACAUGGAUGUUGAAGAGUUGACUGACAUAUUCUAUACGAGCGACAAGAAGGGUCAGGUGUGUCGCGUCAAAUUGAAUGGACAGGGAUUUACACUGCAACGCGAAUCGAGUAAUGGUAGUUCAAGAGAGCAGCUCAUCGGUUUGGAUGACAUUAUUGGCAGUCGCUGCAUUGUUGUGAAGAAGGAUCGGCGCGCUUGCUCCAUGCUAUGCAGCUACGCGAUGCAGACGGACGGCAAUCGUAGUGAUAGCGGGGACGAGACAAAAAAGAAGUCCACUUCUGUGUCAUAUGAACAUGGCGAUGCAAGCGCUUAUCUCUAUGUCUUUGCGUAUAUUCUAAAUAAAAAACACCUUCGCAAUAUAAUACGUCGUGAGCGCACUGUAUUAAAACUGCGUUUUCGUUCCUUUGACACUUUUGGCGAUAAUAUGCGUGAGGCAGAACGUUGGUAUCAUACUGUGAGAGCAUUUAAGGGUCGAAGUUUAGGCAAUAAUGGAACGGAAGAACGACGCAUUUUGGUCUUGUUGAAUCCAAAAUCGGGUGCGGGUAAGGCGCGUGAAAUUUUCAAUCGUCAAGUUGUGCCAGUGUUAAAUGAAGCAGAGCAACAGUACGAUUUGCAUGUGACAAAACAUGCCAAUUAUGCACGAGAGUUUGUGCGCGUGAAAAUUUUGGACAACUAUAGUGGUAUUGUAGCGGUGGGCGGCGAUGGCCUGUUCUUUGAGAUUCUAAAUGGUUUAUUAAUGCGUGCCGAUUGGAUGGAUGCACGCAAUAUACCUUUGGGUAUAGUGCCAUGUGGGUCGGGAAAUGGAUUGGCACGCUCGGUGGCGCAUGUGUGUGGAGAGCCCUACGAACCAAAGCCAAUUUUGGGCGCCACGUUAACAGUGCUGAGCGGGAAGUCUAUCGCCAUGGAUGUCGUGAGAAUACAACAACACAAUCAAAUACUCUACUCCUUCCUCUCCAUUGGUUGGGGCCUUAUCUCAGAUAUUGACAUCGAAAGCGAACGUUUGCGAUCGCUUGGCUAUCAAAGAUUUACAAUUUGGACCUUACAUCGCCUAAUUAGUUUACGUACAUAUCGCGGCAAAGUAUCAUAUCUUCCAAAGAUUAAUCCUUACAUAGAAAGCGAUACAAUAUCGCUGGCAGACCCACUGCCAUUGAAGCAUAGUAGAAGUUGUAAUACAUGUUUGGAUAAACUGAACAACGGUUGUUUUCAAUCCACCGAAUGCAUCGAUGCUAGUAAAUAUUACGAUGUUAUUUCGCUGCAAAAUUCCUUGAAUCAAUCGGUUAAUUCGCGUUGCGACAGUUGGUUCUCACCUGGUUCGUGUCGUAGUACUUACCAUUCCGUUUCGGAGAGUAUUUAUCAUAGUGUGGAAGGUGAUAGCGACGGUGAAUCGCGUUUACAGCUUAGUAAUUUGAGUGUUCAUUUGUGUGGCCCAACGGGCAGUGCGCCUACACUUGACGAACCGGUACCUUCAUCGUGGGUAGUCGAAGAAGGCGAAUUCGUAAUGGUACAUGCAGCUUAUCAAACGCAUUUGGGUAGUGAUUGUUUUUUUGUGCCACCAGCAAAAUUCAACGAUGGCACCAUUUAUGUAGUUAUCAUACGCAGUGGCAUAAGUCGUUCGCAACUAUUGAACUUCAUGAUGGGUAUGAGUUCGGGCACACACGUGCCGGUAAUGAACAAUGAAUAUAUAAAAAUGGUGCCAGUGACGGCUUUUCGCAUAGAACCAUAUGACAAUGAGGGUAUCCUUACAGUCGAUGGUGAGCGCAUCGAAUUUGGACCACUACAGGCGGAAAUGCUAUCGAGUAUGGUGCGGGUAAUGACACCAAAAUGAGCUAAGCCAACGCAUGGCGGAAAUAAAAUUCAAAGUGUUGUGCACCAUUUUAUUCCUUUACGAUGGCUUUUAUUGUUAAACAUUUUUAUAUUUUGUUAUAUGUACAUAAGCAUAUAUAUGUACUUUAUCAAUAUUACAAUUAAAUGUCCAAAAUCUAA